AAACGCCACAUCGGCAGAGGAGUUAGAAGAAUUUGUAAAAUUUCGUGUUUAGAGAAAAAAAUAUGUUUUUGAAAAAAAUCUUUGUGAUAUUCAGUGUUGUUGUGAGCUAUGUUCAUUCCCUGGAUUGGUGUGAUAAAGAACUGUGUCCGAAUGGUGGGAAACAUAUUGCCUGUAAAAAUUCGGGGGGCUUCCACAAGCGAUGUGAGCCGGAUGUUGAAAUCAUUGAUUUGCGACCGUAUCGUGACCUGAUACUACACGAACACAACAAUCGUAGAAAUUUCGUAGCUCAGGGACUAUUGCCGGGUUAUUAUCCUGCAGCGCGUAUGGCCACUCUUCAAUGGGAUGACGAAUUGGAAUUUUUGGCUGAACUAAAUGUUCGCACCUGUGUUGUAGAUCAUGAUGAAUGCCGGAACAGUUAUCGUUUCCAGAAUAUUGGACAAAAUCUUGUGGGCAUAGCCCACUACAAGCAUGAACCACAAAAUAUUACAGCCAUUCUAUUGAAGGAUAUAUUUUUAUGGUAUACGGAACACAAGAUAAUCGAUAGCAGUUUUAUAACUUCAUUUAAGGUUACCAGAGAUUUCGAAAAAUAUGGUCACUUUGCAGAGUUUGUCUUGGAGCGUAACACCCAUGUUGGUUGUUCCAUGAUCCGUUACACCUACCCGAAAAAUAGAGAUCUGUAUAUAUAUAACUUGGCUUGCGACUAUGCCAGUGUCUAUGCCUAUGAUGCGCCGGUGUAUGCUGCUGGAAAACCCGGUUCGGGCUGUAAAACAGGAACCAAUCGCAAAUAUCCCUCUUUGUGUUCCACCCGGGAAGUUUAUAAUCCCAACUAUUAGAUUGAAUUUGAUUCGUAACAAUUUAUAAUAGUGUUAUUUUGUAAUUUUUGAAAAUGUUCACAUUGAAUGUUUGAAAAUAC
Messenger RNA from Musca domestica (house fly), 913 nucleotides. Its product is annotated as antigen 5 like allergen Cul n 1-like. The record is from RefSeq and is a predicted model, not a curated record. The coding region runs from base 63 to 833 and encodes 256 amino acids. Lineage: Eukaryota; Metazoa; Arthropoda; Insecta; Diptera; Muscidae. The transcript is spliced from 3 exons.